Messenger RNA from Budorcas taxicolor (takin), 2045 nucleotides. It is a transcript of the gene DDO, whose product is annotated as D-aspartate oxidase. The record is from RefSeq and is a predicted model, not a curated record. The coding region runs from base 158 to 1183 and encodes 341 amino acids. Gene Ontology annotation, molecular function: FAD binding; D-amino-acid oxidase activity. The transcript is spliced from 5 exons. Lineage: Eukaryota; Metazoa; Chordata; Mammalia; Artiodactyla; Bovidae.
UGGACUAAUUGCAUUUUUUUCUCUCUGGAGUUUCCACUUGAGACCUAUUUAGGGGAAGUUAGCAAGAACCAGAAGUGGAAAGAUAAGCAGGGAAGCAUGGGGGACUCAGGAGCUGACAGUGGACAGGGCUCAGUGGACUCCUGCUGCUCACAGGCCCAUGGAUACAGUACGGAUUGCAGUGGUGGGGGCCGGCGUGAUGGGGCUUUCUACUGCUGUGUGCAUUUCCAAAAUGGUCCCAGGAUGCUCCAUUACAGUCAUUUCAGACAAAUUCACUCCUGAGACCACGAGUGAUGUGGCAGCUGGAAUGCUUAUUCCUCCUACUUAUCCAGACACACCCAUUCAGAAGCAGAAGCAGUGGUUCAAAGAGACAUUUGAUCACCUGUUUGCAAUAGUCAGUUCUGCAGAAGCUGAAGAUGCUGGUGUUAUUCUGGUGUCUGGUUGGCAGAUAUUUCGGAGUAUUCCUACUGAAGAAGUGCCAUACUGGGCUGAUGUGGUGCUAGGAUUUCGUAAGAUGACCAAGGAUGAGCUGAAGAAAUUCCCCCAACAUGUGUUUGGUCAUGCUUUUAUGACACUCAAAUGUGAAGGCCCUACCUACCUCCCGUGGUUGCAGAAAAGGCUGAAAGGAAGCGGGGGCCUGAUACUCACCCGACGAAUAGAAGACCUGUGGGAGCUUCACCCGUCCUUCGACAUCGUGGUCAACUGUUCAGGCCUUGGAAGCAGGCAGCUUGCAGGAGACUCACAGAUUUUCCCAGUGAGGGGCCAAGUACUCAAAGUGCAGGCUCCCUGGGUGAAGCACUUUAUCCGAGAUAGCAGUGGGCUGACAUAUAUUUACCCUGGCGUAUCCAAUGUAACCCUGGGUGGCACUAGGCAAAAAGGAGACUGGAAUUUGUCCCCAGAUGCAGAAAUUAGCAAAGAGAUUCUUUCCAGAUGCUGUGCCCUCGAGCCCUCUCUCCAUGGAGCCUAUGACCUAAGAGAGAAAGUGGGUUUGAGGCCCUCUAGGCCAGGCGUACGCCUGGAGAAAGAGCUAUUAGCUCAGGGCAGCCGGAGGCUGCCUGUGGUCCAUCACUAUGGCCAUGGAAGCGGGGGCAUCGCCAUGCACUGGGGCACUGCUCUGGAGGCCACCAGGCUGGUGAACGAGUGUGUCCAAGUCCUUAGGACUCCUGCUCCCAAAUCAAAGCUGUAGGUGACCCGAAAUGAUGGCAAAUGACCCCAGAAUUUAUUAAUCAAAGUGUAACUAAAGUACCAGAAGAGAUUCAAGUAACUUUUCUGUUGAAUGAAAGUUUAAUUGGACAUGAUUUUGUUUUCAAAAUUAGAAUUGAUGCAAUAGGUAUCAGUAGACUUAAACCUACUACUGAUCUAACUUAGUACUAGUUAGUACUAGCUAUGACAUAGGGCAUUAAGCUCUAUUUUUGUUUUUAAGAAAAACUUUCUAUAAAGAUUUCUUUUAAAUCUCAGGUCCAAGGAUCUAAGCUAAUUCAGAUGGAUGCAAGAAUUUUGAUAUAUUUUUUUUGGCUUAUAAAUCCACGGGAGGAGAUAAUGUAUGGAAAACACUUAACUCACUGUCAGUGGCAGUUGCUGUGAUGCUCAUAGGUUGUAGUCAGUGAACACUAUAAUCCUUUAAAAUUACACGGCGAUAUACAAUUCAGGCUCAUUCCAUUUAGUGGAAGACAAAGGACGAUUUCUGCUAGUAUUAAUGGCAACCUCUACUUCCCUUCAGCUGGCAGAUGGUAGAAGCUAGUGAUGACGUGUUGCUUACAGGUGUGGCAUCAACUCAAUUGCUGUCUGGGGUCAGCCACCUAAGGGGUGUACUUUCCAUUACCACAAAUAAUUGAGAGGUGGCUCACUGGGUGGUUGACUUUGCCUAAGCAUUUUUGAAGAUUGAAUUUCAUGUGCAGCCAAAGAGCUAAUUUGCUAAUUAAGAUGGAACAAUCACUCUGAAUGAAAUAUAACCAAAGAGUUUUCUGCAAGUUGUUAAAAAGUACUGGGAAGGAGUGGGAGUAUGUCUCAUGACACAGUGAUUUUGGAAUUACUGAAUUAAUAAAUCU